Balaenoptera musculus (blue whale) is the source of this 2673-nucleotide messenger RNA. It is a transcript of the gene RELL2, whose product is annotated as RELT like 2. The record is from RefSeq and is a predicted model, not a curated record. The transcript has 7 exons. Gene Ontology annotation, biological process: positive regulation of cell-substrate adhesion; positive regulation of p38MAPK cascade. NCBI's taxonomy places the organism in Eukaryota, Metazoa, Chordata, Mammalia, Artiodactyla, Balaenopteridae. The coding region runs from base 1108 to 2019 and encodes 303 amino acids.
CGGAGGACUGUAGCGUCGGUCCUAGGAUGAGAGGGCCAUUUCCUUCCGGGCGGGGGUCAAAUCCUCGGGAAGCCGAGCCAUCCCGUCCAGCUACCUGUCCCAAACGGGGCGCAGGCCAUGUCACCUCUCUAGGAGGCUCCGGAGAACCGGCCGCGCUGUCCCUUUCGGGUGCAGAAAGCCGGCUCCCCCCGGCCCGCUGGGAAGAUUUCCUGCUACACAUCCGGCCGGGGCAUCUGAGGGCAGGAGCCAAGCCAGCCGUGCCCGAUAGACCAGUGGAGAGCACUCUCGCCUGACUGCCUGUCCUCCUCACCGGACCCAGACUCGGCACCGCACACUCCCCCGACGCGGGGUCGGGGAAGGGGGGGAGCGGCGCAGUCACGCGCGCAUCACACUUGCGCUCACAAGCGCGCAAGGCUCUCGCUCUCCGCCCGGCACACCUGCGCUCCGCCCCCUGGUCCCGGGCCGGCGACGGUCGAAGGCUUUUGGGAACCCAGGGCGGCGGCGGCGGCGUCCCCCUUCUCCUUCCCUUCCCAGGGCUGGAGUUGUCCGGAGCCUCUCCCCGGUCCCAACCAGCCCGCAUCCCUCUCCAUCCUUCCCUCCCCCCGCCUGCCGCGGCACGGGUAUCUGCGGCCGCAGCCCGGAGCCCUUGAGGCGGCGAAGGGGGGAGGGGAAGAAAGCAAGGGAUGAGCGCCGGGAGGGCGUCGGGGGCCCUGAGCCGGACUAGGACGCCCCUGGAACCGGAACCCGAGCCGGAGCCGGAGCCAGAGCCAAACCACCGGCCGCCUGAGAAUUCCGUCCCAUCUCGCUCUGCAGUGUCCUUGGGAGGGACGGAAGCUCAGGACAAGCUGGAAAGGGGAACGUUCUGGGCGUCGGGGAAGCGGACCAGGGUCGUGGAAGACAGCUUGCGCAGCUGCCGUCUGGCACCCCUGGCCCGGACCAGCACCUCUGGCACGGACAGCUCCCUGGUUGGGUAGGGGGUGGGGCCAGACCUCAGAGGCUUGCCUGUCUCGGAUCCUGAAGAAGGCAUUCCUAUCCCUCCCCCCAUCUCUAGCUGCAGCCCCCUAACCCCAGGAGGCGCCCUGGCCCGCGCUUGCCCCCCAGGGCCUCAUGUCGGAACCACAGCCUGACCUGGAGCCGCCCCAACAUGGGCUGUACAUGCUCUUCCUGCUUGUGCUGGUCUUCUUCCUCAUGGGCCUGGUAGGCUUCAUGAUCUGCCACGUGCUCAAGAAGAAAGGCUACCGCUGCCGCACCUCGAGGGGCUCGGAGCCUGACGACACCCAGCUCCAGCCCCCUGAGGAUGAUGACAUGAAUGAGGACACAGUAGAGAGGAUUGUUCGAUGCAUCAUCCAAAAUGAAGCCAAUGCUGAGGCCUUGAAGGAGAUGCUGGGGGACAGUGAAGGAGAAGGGACAAUGCAACUGUCCAGUGUGGAUGCCACCUCCAGCUUGCAGGACGGAGUCCCCUCCCAUCAUCACACAGUGCACCUGGGCUCCGCAGCCCCUUGCAUCCACUGCAGCCGGAACAAGAGAUCCCCACUUGUCCGUCAGGGACGCUCCAAGGAAGGAAAGGGUCGCCCCCGGCCUGGGGAGACCACUGUGUUCUCUGUUGGCAGGUUCCGGGUGACACACAUUGAGAAGCGCUAUGGGCUGCAUGAGCAUCGUGAUGGCUCCCCCACGGACAGGAGUUGGGGAUCUGGUGGGGGGCAGGACCCAGGGGGUGGCCAGGGGUCUGGGGGAGGGCAGCCCAGGACAGGGAUGCCUGCCAUUGAGAGUCUUCCCCCUGAGAGGCCGCAGCCCCAGGCCCUUGCCAGCCCCCCAGUGCGGAAUGGAGGACUCAGGGACAGCAGCCUAGUCCCUCGUGCACUUGAGAGGAGCCCUGGAGCCUCUGCAGAGUCGAUGCUGGGGGCUGGAGGGAGGGGCCCAAGCCCAGGGCUGGCCAGUCAACAGGCAAAUGGACAGCCAAGCAAACCGGACACCUCAGAUCACCAGGUGUCCCCACCACAGGGGGCAGGGGGUGUGUGAGGUGAGUCUGCCUGGGCCCCAAGUCAGAUAAUCUCAUCCUCCCACCCCCUACUUUAAACUACCUAAGCCCAUUGGUUCCCUGAACCCCCAAGCUAAACUGCAGGCUUAGCCUUUGGUACAUAUUCCUUGGUUUAGUGGUGGGGAGUGGGCUUGUGCUCCAGGGGAUAGGGAAGGUCCUGCAGCCCCUGGGGAAAAGCGGGGACACAGCUUGAAUAGGAGGCAACACUGUUACCCUUCCUCUCCUCCAAGCCUCCUCCUUCAUUGUGCUGAUGGACUACCAGCUGGCAGGGCCAGGGGGUGGGUGGGCAUGAAGCCCCUCCUCUCCACUGGACAGCACUGCCCCCCAGCUGAGGGACCAGCCCUACUUCCACCUGGAGCUGCACGGUCUCAGGCUGGGGGACCUUGGGAGAAGUCCCACCUCCGGUCCUCAGUCUCUUCCCCUUCCCCUGCCUGCCAACAGGCCGCCUGACCUGCCUUCGCCAUCACCUCACUCCAUAUGCUAGAGCGUGUGGCUGGGAGCAGGCCCCUGCCCUUGGUGGGCCCUUAAAGCAAUAGCACCUUAGACCCCCUGCCCUCUUGGCACAAGAGGCCCAGGCCCUGGCUUGGGCUUUGUGCCCUUUAUUCACUGUCAAUAAAUCCGCUCAGACCAUUACA